Molecule: messenger RNA, 2200 nt
Organism: Malania oleifera
Lineage: Eukaryota; Viridiplantae; Streptophyta; Magnoliopsida; Santalales; Ximeniaceae
Exons: 10
Coding region: 117-1901 (594 amino acids)
Biological process (GO): GMP biosynthetic process
Cellular component (GO): cytosol
Molecular function (GO): GMP synthase activity
Source: RefSeq, a predicted model, not a curated record
UUCAGUAGAACUCGACACCAUCGCCAUCAUCACUUUCAUUUGCUUCGCUCUGGGAGUUCCUCAACACAGACGAGGAACAAGGUUAGACUGAAGAAGACGCCGACCGGUACGUCACCAUGAGAUCGCUGUUGAAGCCGGAACCUUCCAUCUCCGUGGCGUCAAUCUACAAUCCCAGUGAUCGUGUCUCCACGCUCUCGCGGAUCCAAAAUUCUCUCAACUUAUCCUCAAAGCUCCACGACUGUUUGAUUCGGCGAAAGAUAUCUGUAACUGUAAGAGCUACACUGGACUCGCUGACGAUCGAUCAUCUAGGGCUUCCGGAGACUAAUGGUAUUCUAAAUCCUGCUAUUUCUUCUUCGUACCGCAGUUCGAAGCUCCUUAAGCCGAAUCAGACGGUGUUAGAAGCUCAGGCUAGGGUUUGUACGGGACCCACGCAGACUAGGCCGCUCGGUGAAGACCAGGCUUUUAAAGUGUUAGAAACUAUUCUAAAAUCCGCUAGGGGAGAACUCAAAGAUGAAGAGGAAGUUUCUAGAGCACAGCUUGGAGCAUUUUUUUCUGCAAUGACAAUCCGUGCAAAUGCCUUUCCAGAAGCAACUCAGUGGAGUGAAGGGGAAAUACAUGCAAUGAAUACAUUCUGGCCACUCCUGGUUCAAGCACUUCCACCGGAUGUUAUCUUCAUAGCUGAUCCUGAAGGUUCUUUAAUGGGAGUUGGGAGUUCAAUUGGGCCUCAGUAUGUUGGUAAUGAUACUACUGAAAUGCGACUGGUUGGUGCCCUUAGGGAAGUUUUAGCGGGAGGUCAUCUUGGAUACGAGGAGGUCCAUGGUGUUUUAAAAGAUGUUCUUCCUUUGAAAUUUGAAAAUGUGAAAUCAUCUGGAGUUAGAGAGUCAUUGCUUUCUGCAUUUCUAAUUGGCCAACGUAUGAACCUGGAGACGGAUCGAGAGCUUAAGGCAUACUGUCUUGCAUUUGAUGAUGAGCAUGGUCCUGUGCCCGUUGCUGAUGUUAGAUCAUUGACUCAUUAUGGUGACCCAUAUGAUGGAAACACGCGUUACUUCAGGAGCACAUUGUUUGUUGCUGCAGUUAGAUCCUGUUAUGGUGAAUCUUGCUUGCUUCAUGGUGUGGAAUGGAUGCCUCCUAAGGGGGGUGUAACUGAAGAACAAAUGCUGAAGUUCAUGGGCGCAAAUACAUACUUAUCUCCAUUGCAAGCAAAGGAACUUCUUGAGGAUGAGGAGGUUGGUUUUGCCUACACGAGUCUGCGUGAAGCUCGCCCUUCCCUAUAUUCAUUAAUUGAGUUGAGGGAGCAUAUAAAGAAACGCCCAUCACUGGCUACUUCUGAGAAGGUUCAGCAAUUUGUGAGGGCUCGAGGAAGGGAAGCAGUUGUUGCUGGGUUUUAUCAUGAAGGUUAUGAGGAGCCACUGUUAAUGCUUAUGAAAAGAAGAGGUGUUCACUCUGGUUUGGUGGUUAAGGGUGAGGAGGGGGCCCUCACAAUGACAACAAGAUUGCGAUCCGUGAAUGCUUCUAAAGGACUUCCUGUCAACUACUGUUCAGGCUUCCGUUCACUGAGUGCAGCAUCUGCUCUUGAAGUUGAUGCAGGGGUGUCCCGUCAGAGUUUCAAUGUUGAGGUUAAUGCAAAAGAUUAUGGUUUUGAACCCACUGAAACUCCGAGAACUGAUAGAUCGGUGUUGAGGAAUAUCGAAUUGGGUUUGGCAGCUCUAAGCGGUGAAAAAGGACCAGCAUAUGAUAGGAUCGUGCUGAAUGCUGGGAUGGUGGAUCAUCUCCUGGGCUGUGAUGGUGCAGAAGACAUAUCCUUGGCUUUGGAUAGAGCCAGAGAGGCCAUUGACAGUGGUGAAGCCCUCAACAAGUUAGUAAAUUACAUCAAAUUCUCUCGCAAAAUGAAGCAAAACUAAUCUUGCUGCGCCUUGUGCUAUUUUUGGGUCACAUUACAGUUUUUUUUUUUUAAUUUUUUUAUUUGGAGUCUGGAGAGAGUUGAGGUCUUUUUUUAUUUUUUGUUGUUGGGGGGGGGGGGGGGGGGGGGGGGGGAGGUGUUGUUGGAUUUUGGGGAGUGAAGAACUGAAGCAGAGAAAGUGCUGGGCUGAAAGAAUUUCUCUUAUGCGAUAGAUUACUUCAAUGAACAUAAUGUCAAAUAUAUACAGCUUGUAAAUGAAUCUUCGUCUAACUAAUUCUAUACAAAGCAUAUUUCUGUUAA